Messenger RNA from Dalotia coriaria, 9334 nucleotides. It is a transcript of the gene AlaRS-m, whose product is annotated as alanine--tRNA ligase, mitochondrial. The transcript is spliced from 8 exons. The record is from RefSeq and is a predicted model, not a curated record. Bases 177 to 3152 code for a protein of 991 amino acids. Gene Ontology annotation, biological process: alanyl-tRNA aminoacylation. Gene Ontology annotation, molecular function: alanine-tRNA ligase activity; nucleic acid binding; aminoacyl-tRNA deacylase activity. Gene Ontology annotation, cellular component: mitochondrion; cytoplasm. Lineage: Eukaryota; Metazoa; Arthropoda; Insecta; Coleoptera; Staphylinidae.
GUUUAUUUGCGGCAUUUCAUAAUUUUGAUUUGAGUCGAAAAUGUUUUCGUGCAAAUUAGGUUAGGCAGGCAAAUCUUGUGUAACGUGAAAUUUUCCAAUGUUUUUUCCAUACGAUUCCUAAAUCAUUCUUUAUCUGUGGCAUUCGUCGAAGUGUUAAUAAUCGGUAAUCCAGCGCAAUGAUUGUCCUCAUUCGAAAGAGUCACACUGACAAGUUGAAUCUGAUUCGAUUCUUGCACUCUUUUCGGAGCUCGAGUGUGCCGAUUUCAGCAAAGAAGGCUCGACAAAUGUUCUUGGACUUUUACAUCCGGGACAAUCAUUACAGUUUUGUUAAAUCUAGUCCGGUGGUGCCGUUUCACGAUGCCACAGUACCAUUUGUUAAUGCUGGCAUGAAUCAAUUUAAAGGUAUAUUUUUAAACACUCAUAAACCACUCUAUAGUAAAGUGGCAAACUCACAGAAAUGCAUUCGGAUUGGUGGCAAACACAAUGAUUUGGAAGCAGUUGGUCAAGAUGGUUAUCAUCACACAUUCUUUGAAAUGUUAGGUAAUUGGACUUUUAAAGAAUGCUCAAAGGAAGAACAAUGUAGUCUAGCAUGGAAAUUAUUGACUGAUGUAUAUAAAAUCAACAAGCAGCAUUUGUAUGUGACUUAUUUUGGGGGUAAUACUACACAUUCUUUGCCUGCAGACAAUGAAUGUAGGGAAAUAUGGAGAAAAUUAGGAGUUCCAAGUAAUAGAAUUUUGCCAUUUGACAUGCCAGAAAAUUUCUGGGAAAUGGGUGCAACUGGUCCAUGUGGGCCUUGCACAGAAAUUCAUUACGAUCAUUUACGAGGCCCGUAUCGCGCCCAGUUUGUAAAUAAAGGAUUACACGAGUUAGUCGAGCUCUGGAAUAUUGUCUUCAUUGAGUACAAGAGGGAAGCAGAUGGGAAAAUUGUGCCAUUACCUGAUAAACAUGUUGACACUGGGAUGGGUUUUGAGCGAUUGGUUGCAGUACUUCAAAGGAAAAUUAGUAAUUAUGAUACUGAUUUGUUUCAGUAUUUAUUAAAAGCAAUAUUUAAGACGUGUAAAGAUAUUCCACAAUAUAAAAAUGUGUUUGGUGAACAUGACUGGAACAGUUUACACGCCAGUUAUCGAAUAUUAGCGGAUCAUAUCCGAAUGAUAUCGAUUAGUUUAGGAGAUGGCAUGAUACCUGAAGAAAACCAGAAGCUCCGAAAAGUACUUCGUAAAGCAUUCUCGAUUAGCGAAAAUGUAUUCAAGCGGCCAAAUGGUUUAGUCAAGGAAUUAUCCAACUAUGUGAUAGAUAAUUUAGGAGCAGUAUAUUCGGAACUAGAAAGCAAUUCGAAGCAAAUCCACAUGAUCAUUGAUUAUGAAGAGGAUAUUUACCAAGAACUGCGACGUAAUGCAAGCGCCGAAUGGGAACGCAUCAUUCUCAAUGAUACAGCUCUUGCGAACUUGGAUGUGCUGGAAAUGCCAGGUUUAGUUCAAGCAUACAAAGACAUUCGGUCUUCCAAAAUAGACGAUCUUACACCUCAAUACGCGUAUCGACUCUACGAUACUUUUGGUUUAGACGAAUCCGGAAUCACUGCGCUGUGUAAAAGUUUAAACAUUCGUUUUGAUCCGGUUGCAUUUGUUAAAGAACUCGAGGCGGUAAAACAAAGAAGUAAAGCGGGGACUAUUUUAGAUGUACAAAUACCUGAAUUAGCGGAUGGUACACUUAAAACGGAAGAUAAUUUAAAAUAUGACUAUAAAAGAACAGAAACCGGGUAUAAUUUCCAACCGGUGGAGAUUCAAGUUUUAAAAAUCUUGCAGAGUAAUGCACCUGUUGACGAAGUCAAAGGUGGAGCUGAAUGUGCAUUAAUAUUAGAUAAAACAAAUUUGUAUCAUGAAUCAGGCGGACAGAUUAGUGACGGAGGGAAUAUUGACUUUUCCAUUGGAGAAUUUCGCGUGCGCCAGUUAAAAAAGAUCAACGAUUGUAUUCUGCAUGUGGGUAGUUGGUGUUCCGAUAAAGAUUUAAAAGUGCAUGCGAAAGGAAAAUUAACUUUAGAUGAGAGUCGACGCAUGUGUAACAUGCAGAAUCACACUGCCACGCAUCUUUUAAAUGCUGCGUUAAAGGAAGCCAAGGGAGCAACGUGUCAAAAGUCUAGUAAAGUUACCGAUAGAUAUUUAAAUCUAGACGUGGGAGUGUUUUCCGAAAAAUUAUCCACCGACGAGUUGAAAUCCAUCGAGGAUAAAAUAAAUCGAAUUAUUCAAGAUGGCGUCGUUGUUAGUGUUACCGAAACGGAUUCCCAGAGUAUGUUGAAUCAGAAUGUAACUGUGAUACCUGGUGAAGUUUAUCCAGAGAAAAAUAUUCGCCUGAUUGAAAUGAAUUGGAAUAAUUCGCUGGUUUCAAGAGAGCCGUGUUGUGGAACACACGUACAUAACACGAAAGAUAUAAAAUUGUUUUGCUUUGUGGCUGCAAAAUCUUUAGGCAGGAGCACUGUAUCCAUUCAUGCAUUGACCGGCGAUCGCGCUAUUAAAGCAAAAGAAUAUGGCGCGAGCUUGCAUAAUGAGUUGUUGCAACUACACAAGUCAGUCACAGAAAAUUCGCAGGAAAUAAGUGAUGAACACUUGCAAAAACUGCGAAAGAAACUGAGUUCGAAUGUGAACGAUGUCAACGUUGUGCCUUUAUUGGUAAAAGUGGAAUGUUUACGAAUUUUAGACGAAAUCGCCCAGCAAAUUCGUGAAAGAUCAAGAAAUAAACUCAAAGAAUAUAUUGACUUGGAAAUGAAGAGCGCUGUCGAAACGAAGAUUUUAAAAAGCGACGUUGAUAAUAAAUUCAUCGUGCAUUAUCUGCACACAUCUAUCGCAGGUGAAUCAGUCCCACUACAGAAAGCAACGAAGGCUGUUGACGGCAUGCCGGUUAUGGUUAUCACUUGUGCCGAUAGUGUUGUGAAAGCAAGAUGCACAGUACCAGAGAGUUAUAAAAACGAUAAGUUUACCGCCGAGAAAUGGAUGCAGGUCGUUGGUGAUAUCUUCAAGUCCACUGUUGCACCGCCCAAAGGACAAGACAAGGAACUUGUUUGCAAUCUAAAAGGUAAGCGCAUUGAUGAUUCCGAAUGGCAAAGUCUGCUGAGUCAAUCUCUGCAAGCAGCCGAAUUGUACGCAAAGAAACAUUUAUAAAGAAUUAUUAUCGGCGUGUAGAAAAAAAGUCUUUACUUCAACCAAAGAUCUAAUAUUAACUUUUAUUGGCAACCAUAAACGUAACACAUCGAAUUAAUUAACAUCAAAAUAUGAUACACACAGAAUGUCACUACGCGAUAAUAAUGCCAUGCACGAUAAUUAAAAAUUUCAUAAAAAUGUUGUUAUAAAAAGAGAAAACAUGUAUAGAACCUAAAUAGGAAUUAGUUGCAAGUUGCAUGGAAAGUAUUCAAGGGAAUGGAGAGUUUGGAUCACAGCUAAACUGGAAUGUUGAUGAUCCGAUUUGUUUAGAGUUUGUUGUUUUGACUAGGCGCCUCAGCGGAUUUCGUUGUUGUUUUUGGCGCUUGCUGUUGUUGCUUCGAGGCAACUGUUGGUGCGGGUUUAGCUUCAGUCGGUUUUGGUGUGGCCUUAGGGGCUUGGGUUGCCUUUGGAGUUGGUUUCGGCGUUGUGGUGGUCACUUUCGGAGCUUGGGUUGGUUUAGGUGCAUCUUGCUUGGGCACCUCGCGUUUUUGUUCGGGUUUCUUCGUUGUUGUUGGUGGCGGGGUUGUGGUAGUUGUAGGUGGUCUUGUGGUGGUCGUCUUGGGUGCUUGGGUAGUAGUUGGUUUGGGUGCCUGUGUUGGUUGUACUUUUGGUGCUACUGGAAGCGGCUUCAGACCUAAUUUGCUCAACGGAAUGCGACCAAUGUAUUCAUUGAACGGCGAUCCGAGCAAAAGUUCAUCUUUGUGAAUGAAAGCCUCGCUGAUGGCAAAGACUUGACCAUUGGUAGUGUGGAAGCUACCAAGGAGUUCGCCCGUUUCAGACACGUGGACGAUGGUUGUGCGUGAUGAAAGACGAAGUAAUUGCGUUGGUAGACUGAAGUGACCCACCAAAUGCAUGCCGAUUUUGGCUAAGUCAUUGGGAUAGACUGUAUCAACCAUUCGGAAGCCGAAUUCUAGCAGUCCUAAUCCACGCCCGAUAAGUUUACGCAUCCAUGGGAAUGGUCCAAAGAUCUGAAUGGGGUUAGGGAAGCUAGAAUCAUGGCUCGUCACCAGCGGAACAAGAAUACCGCCAUGACCAUCGGAGUUGAUAUUGUCGGGCAUGCCUGGCAGUCCAUCGAUGAGAACCUCCUGUUGGCCUGCUUUUGUGCCCUUGAGGUGGUAUUUAAGCAGCGCAUUUCUGUUUGUCACUGAUACAAUGAGAUAAUCUUCUGCUUUUGACAGUAGCAGACCAUUGGGGAAGUGCAAUUGAUCAAUUAACACGGUAUUGCGUUUCGUUUUAGGAUCGUAUUUUAUGACGCUGAAACAAUUGUUAUUUGUUAAUUGAUAACGAAACGCUGCCUACGCAUAUGGGGAAUAAUAUUAUAAUUAAUAAGUUAAUUAAUAUUUGCUCACCGUCCAGACCCGUCGGCCAACAAGUCGAACACGCCAUCCUUCAAUGCAAAUUCGGUGCUGGAAUCGGUCCAGUAGAUCUCGCCGGUCGAUGCGACGGCGAUUGAGUUGAACAAUUUGGGUUUCUUGCCGUUGAUUUCAACCUCAGGCGAUACUAAUUGCACUUUUGUCCCUAAAUGAACAAAACAAUCAUAUAAUUUUUGAGAUUAAUGAAAGGAUUAUUAUUUUACAAACCUGUUUUCACAUCAACUUUGUAAAUGCCAUAAUAUGCAUCGGCUGCGAACAAGGCGCCACUCUUAUCAAAUUCCAUGCCAAGUGGUCUGCCACAAACUUCCUCCUCGAAAUACUUGCAGGCCUUGCCGAAUUUAACGAUUGGAGACAUGUGCUGCUCACCAGUGAGCUUCACAAUUUCUCCAGACUGCAAAGAAGUGUAGAGCUCCCCAUUGAAGGAAGCAAAUGUUUCUGGACCAUGGAUAUUAUCUUUGUGCCAAAACUUCACCUCUGAUAAUUUAUCAUUAACUGCUAGUUUACCUUCUAAAGGUAAUGUGCUUGAGACUCUAGAAACCGAAACAGAAAUUAAUAAUCUGCAUAGUCAUGAUUGAUAUACAAGAUACUCACUUGUAUGGUGUUUCAAACUUGCAAAAGGGUGGAAUAUUUGGCAGGAAUAACACGAUUAGCAGCACCACAGUGCCCUCCACUGCCCUCAUGAAGAAGAACCUGAUCAAACCACCCAGGGUGAUAUUACUAAACAGCCCCAUUUUAUUUCUGUUUGUGGUAGAGGUUUGCUUAUUUAUUGAUUCUGAAAAUAUCCAAAUAAUUUAUCACUAACAAUAAAUAAAAAUGGAAUAAACGUGUGUUAAUUAUCUGUAUCUGAUUACAAGGCUUAUUUGUAUAAUAGUGUAAUUACCGUAAAUGCAAGCGAGCAAAUUUUAUUGCCGCUCGCGAUUGUUAAUGAUGACACGUAUCAGAAUGUGGCCGGCCGCUGCCGACGCUCAGCUUACUUAUAAUCUUAGCGCGGUGCCACCGAAUGACCGGUUUCCCUACCACAAUACUCACGAUAAUAAACACGGCAGCAAAGUAACGAAGCGCCGAUACGCGAGAAGUGAGGAAUUGUUCGAUGGGCAAUGUGCAAUGAUGUUUGGACGAUGCCGGUGUACAUACACCCAAUGCUAACUACAUAAGCAUACUAUGUACAUACACAAGAAUUCAUGCAUAGGUAGAUGAAGAAAGUUGUGUUUGUAGCAGUUUAAAAGUGAACGAAGUCCACGAAACGAAAACAGCUUAUUUUUUUUGAUAAGAUAUGUGCUGCUUAUUUGCACUACUCAUAGAAUACAAGGAUCAGCUUCAAUGUUUCAAAAGAUUGAUUUAAGAAUCAAUGGUUGCUUCUAUUGAUUUUAUGUGGACUUUCUCCUGUUAAAAAAGAAACAAAUGUGGGAAUUACAUUAUGUAGUUUAAUUUAUUUUGGUAAUGCAUGGGAUUGUUUAAUAUAUAAAUGAAAAAUGUUUUCGAUUUGGGGAUAUUUGUGAUGUUUUGUUGGUAGUUUUGGAACUAGCAUUUUCAUUACACGUUAUCCGACUUUUCAUUUUGAAUGUCAGUCAGUGUUUGAAAGACUGAGAGAAAGUGGAAAUUUGCACGAGAUUUAUUUCAGGGUGGAGUUAAGUAUGAAUUCUUGACUACAAUAAUUGAAAGAGUUGUGUGUGUGUAUUCUACAUGAAGAAUAGUUUUUAUUUUCUGAAACCUGGAUUAUUUACAGGCCAAAUCUAUCAAAUAUAUUUUUGCUUUUCAUAUAAUAAUAGAAUAAUGUAAUGCAAUAAGUAUAUUUAUAUUAUUUUUUAUCAUUAAUUUUUCAAACAAGUAAUCGCAAUGCGGUGAAAUAUAUUUUCGUUUCUAUUUCAUAAAACCAAAUAAUAUUACAUAUAAUAUUAAGAAACUAAAAACAUUCAGACGAUGCAUGGGGAAAUUGUAGUCUUACAUCUGGUGAAUAAUUGUGGCAUGUACUAGAACGAUUUAUGAAAAAUACCAACUCUUCUUUUUCUUUUCUUUUUGUUACGGUUUUGUACUUAAAUAUACGAACGAGUAAACGGAAACGUUUUGUGUGUGUUGCCUUUGAUGAAGUGAUGAGAAAUUAUGUUGAUAUCAGCUGAAACAAACAAAAAAGCCGCAUUUUAAAAAUUCAUAUGUAUUCAUUCCAAGGCUGCUUGCAGGAAUAUUUUAGUGGUAGAUAAGAGUGAUUUGUGUAAUGACAUAUUACCGAUUUCACUGUGUUUUUGAUGUAAUCCUUCUUGUGGGUGAGAUCGAAGUCGGGAUAGUGCGCGUAGACUUGUUUGCACACAGUCUUCAUUGUGAUUUCUUCUAAAUUUGCACCGUCCAAGAUCUCCUUCACGUACGUCUUAAUUUCAUCAUCCUAUAAGCAGAAUCAGUUUAGAUUUAGCGUGAAUGAUAUUUAAAAAUUAACUCACAGUAGGUGGCGUUGGAUUCUUCGCUGAUUUCUUUGCCAGUGGUUCAUCCUCAGAGGAAGAUGCAUCCUCAUGCGCCUCGCUUUCCUCUUCAUCUUCGGAUGAUUCUUGCUUCUUGCGGCCCCGUCUCGCAGGUGCCUUGCGUUUUGCCGGUGAGGCUGCCGGACGUCCACGACGACCACGCGUCGCGCCUCCUCGUCCCUUUGUUUUAUUAUUAGCUACCUUGCGCUGUUUAGCACGUGGCCCUUCGUCACUAUAGUCGCUAUCGUCGCUGUCGCCUUCGCUUUCUUCCUCCUCUUCACUGUCAUCUUUUUUCCUGCGACCGGUGCGUCCACGCUUUGCGCGCGGCUUCUCUUCCUCCGAUUCAUCGGACGGCUGGAAAUCUUCAUCGCUUUCCUCCGUGGAUGUUUCGUCUUUCAGGUUUGUACGACGACCAGCGUUGCGUUUAGCGCGCGGCGACGAUCGUUCAUCGCUCGAGUACUCUUCGUCAGAAUAUCCGCGGUUGUUUGCUUUCACGGCGGCGGAACGACGCGGCCGGCCGCCAUCUGCUGGUUUACCGGAAUCUUUCGGUUCCAGUAGAAAUUCGAGAAUACGUUCGGACAGUUCAUCGCGACUACCUUUUUUCUCCAGGUCAAGCAUCUCGCAGACCACGCGUAGCUGCUUCAGUUCGAAUGAACUGAUUGAGGUCAACUUCUUUUGAUACUCAUCUGACGACUUCUUGAAACUGAAGCCACUGAAUUUCCUAAUGUUCUUUUUUAACAAAGGAGUCUUUAUUGGUGAUUUGUAGAGCAACUUGUGCAGCAUUUUCAGGUCAUCAUUUUUGAAUCGUGAGAUUGAUGCGUCGAUUCGUGGAAUUUCGCCUAGUUCAAGACCGGUUUCGUCAUCUUCAUCAUCAUUAUCAUUUUUGCUCUGAAAACAUAUCACUUGUGAAUUUUGUUCUAGAAAAUUUGCUUUACUUACAUCUUUAGAAUUUUUCACUGCUCCUUUCUUUUUAGGGCUGUUCUUCUUUCCUUUCUUAACUUCUUCAUCAUCAUCUUGUCCAUCCUCCUGGUCCUCUUCUUCCUCCUCUUCAUCUUCAGCAUUUUCAUCUUUUUCACUAUCCUCUGCAUCAGAUUUAUCUUUAUUUUUAUCUUUCUUAUCAUCUUUCACUUCCUUCUUCUCUUUAUCAUCUUUUCCAUCUUUUUCUGCAGCUAAGUUAUCUUUAUUAUUCUCUUUUUUGUCUUCACUUUUUGAAACUUCCUUGGCAUCAUCAUCCUUCUUAGUGUCUUCAGCCUUUUCAGGCUUUGUCGGCGUGCUCUUCUUGUCGUUAUCGAUGCCAUCGUCUUUUUUCACAUCCUUUUCAUUCUUCUGCAAACCGAUAACACUAUGAUUACAAUUUGGCCUACUAUCGAGUCGGUGACAUUUUUCCCGCUUUUUCAAUAUCAACACACGGCCAUAUUGAAUACAAGUCACUUUGCAAACAUGUUGUUUAUCACGUCGGUGAUUAUUAAACACUGAGGCAGCAGAGUGAUUCCGGUAUUGCGGAUGUAAAAUUUAAGUACGCACGCAUUUAUUUAAUACUAAAAAGUGGUUUACUUACCUCUAAUUGUGCGGUUUUGCCGUUUUCGCUUUCGGCCGACAUCUCGAUGCUGUCCCAGUGCUGUCGUUAUGCUGCGUACCGCAUCGAGAAAUACCCAAUGAGAAAACACACGCAUUGCCUAGUGGUUUAUUUACCUACUGUUAGUUCCUUCGAGCAGCCGUGCGGCGCUUGUCUUCGCACCAAUUGACUGGUUGAUUGGACGCUUUCCAUAGUUGCAUAUUCCACCGGCUACUUUGUUCCUUUUUAUUAAGAGAAAAUAUAAUAUAUUCCGUAGAAGCAAAUUCAAGAAAUACAUGUUUUAACAAAUCAGUAGUUUUUGAUUUACGGUUGAUGAAUAAUAUACGAUCUGGUUCAAAUAAAUGCCAUUGCCGCAUUUAAGUUGGCAACACUGUCCACCAAACAUUUCCAAACGCGCUCAGAGUAUAACCGAACAAAUUUAAAAUUUUUAAUACUCAUAAUGGAUUUAUGAAGAAUUCUAUAUGUGUAUACUUUGAUAAGUAGUUGUUUCUAUUAAUUUAUUAAUUAAUUCUAAAUUAUUGACGGCAUGUAAAAUAUGGAGGGGAGAAAAAUUGUAAAUAGCUUUCCAUAACCUAAUUGUUUUUACAUUAGACAAUCGCGUAUGACUCGUAUAGAACUUUUGUUCUUGAAAACAAUUUUUGGAAGUUUUUCGAUAUGAGUGCGACUAGAGAAGAUGAAAAAUUAGAGUGUGUUUCCGAUCAAGAGCGAGAUUUAGCCCAACAGGCUCUCAACGAGUUUCAAGGG